UGCAUCCAGGACCGUUGGCUUUGGGUCGACUACCGCAUACACGAAAAGAGGAUAUGCGACGACACUGAAGAGCGAAUUGGGAGCUGUUCCGAGAUCAUCGGAGAGCCUUUUCGAUUUAUCAAACCCAUUUACCGAGGUUUUGACAAAAAUGAAUGAGAAAGAACAGCUCCAUGGGCUGAAUGACCGUUUCGCCGGAUUCAUAAAGAAGGUGCAUCAAUUGGAGCAUGAAAAUGAAUUGUUUGAGAGGGAAAUCGAGGAAAUCAAACUAAAGGCACAGUCCCCUGCGUCUCUGGCCCAGGAGCACGAGCCGGAGCUUAUGGACCUGAGGAACCUAGUUCAUGACAUCACCCUUCAGAAGCGUCAGAUCGAGAUAGAGCAUCAGAACCUGGAGGAAGAUUUCCUCACCUUGAGAGACAAGUAUGAGCAGGAGGCACGUGACCGCUCGAACGCAGAGAACGGCAUCCUUGUGCUGAAAAAGGACGCCAACGAUGCAUACCUCGCCAAACUUCAGUUGGACAAGAAAGUGCAGUCUCUGGUGGACAAGAUCCACUUCCUGAAGAAGAACCAUGAGGACGAGGUAUCAGAAAUGGUGGCCCAGAUCCAAGAGGCUCAAGUAACGGUAAAGGCGCACGACUUUGGCAAACCUGACAUCACAGAGGCUCUCCGGGACAUCCGUGUGCAGUUAGAAGGUCACGCCACCUCCGACUUUCAGCAAGCCGAGGAGGGCUUCCGUGUCCAGUUCACAAAGUUAACCAAAGCGGCAGAAAGUAACAGAGAGGCGUUGAAGGCAACCCAACAGGAGAUCCAGGAGAAUAGAAGGCACCUGCAGGGGAAAACAAUUGAACUGGACUGUGGGAAAGGAAUGAGAGAGGCCCUGGAAAAACAACUACAAGAGCUGGAGGAGCGUCACUAUGCGGAAAUGAUUCAUUACCAGGACACUAUCAGGCAGCUGGAGAAUGAGCUGACCAAUGCUAAACUAGACAUGUCUGGCUACCUGAGAGAGAACCAGGACCUGCUGAAUGUCAAAAUGGCUUUGGAUGUGGAGAUUCUCUCUUACAGGAAACUCCUGGAGUGUGAGGAGUCCCAUCUGUACACCAUGCCUGACACCCACAUCUCCAUGCCCUGCAUCUACCGCCAGUCCCCCAUCUACACCCUGCCUUGCCUGGCCCGGCAGGGAGGGCCCAUACGCAGGUCUGAGCCCCAGUACAAGUUUGUUGAGGAGAUCAUCUCUGAGACUACCAGAGACAUGGAGAUGUCCGAGAACGAGGAGACAGGCUCCGAGGAGACGGUCGGGGGAGAGGGAGACGAGUUGAGACAGAAGCAGGGAGAAGAGAGUGACAAAGCUGAGAGGAGGAGUGGGGAAGAGGAGGAUGAGGACAAAGAGAAAGCUAGAGGUAAAGUGGAUGUUGAAGUGGACGCCCCGGAGGAAGAGGGUGAACAGGAGGAAGAGUCUAAGAGACAGCAAAUGGUAACAUCAGCAGAGGUCGAGGUAAAUGGAGAUGGAGUUAGCCCUAGUGAGGAAAAUGGAGAGGAGGGAGAUGAUGAAAGAGAGGAGACAAAGGGGGGUGAGCCAGAUGCAAUCAAAAAGACAGAGGACAUUGACAGAGGUGAAAAUACACAAAGUGAAGUCAAAUCAGCUGAGGCCACUAGUGAGGGAGAGAAUGAAAAACUGGACACAACAGAGAAGCUAGACAGCGAGAUAAAUGAGACAUUAGAAAAAGAUGACACCCCAAAACAUGGCAAAUCCCAACCAGGGAUUCCCAUGAAUGGUGACAUCUCAACAGAACCCAAAACGUCAGAGUCAGAGGAUAGCAAAACAGGAAGUUCAAUAAAGGGUGAACCACAGGGCCCCACAGAGGACAUCUCCAAAGAACCCAAAAAGGUGUCAGAGGAGAGAAAAAAAGAAAUCCCUUUAAAAGAGAGAAAAAAUGUAGAUCUGAAAGAGGAGAGUGCCCCAACAGAGCAACAACAAGACAGCCCAAAAGAAAGUCCCAUCAAAGAGAAAAAAAAGGUCAAUCUGACAGAGCAGAAUGCCCCAACACUGGAGCAGAAACCUGAUCAGAAGGAGCACAGAGAGUCAGACCAACCUCAAGAGGCAGAGAGUGCUGUGACAACACAAGAAGAGGAUCUCCCUGAGCCCACAGAGAAGGACAUGGAAUCCCCUGAUAACACUGCAGAGCUCAACAGCAGUUCAACCAAGGAGACAGUGGAGCAGGUGAGGUCACCUGAUGAUUCUGGUGUAAAAACGACACAAGAUGAGAGAACAGUAGGAGGUAAAAGGCCAUACAGAAUUCUCAGCACAACAAGUGAGUGUAAGGAAGAGUCUGUGCAAAAGACUCCUAAACAGGAGGUGGGUCCGAGAGAGCAAAAAGUGAGCAGCAAGGAUGAUAGUGUAAAAAGUGUUGUGCAGAAUGAACAUAAUGGCAGUGAAAAGGUCACAAAAUAUGUCUCAAUGGGUGAGGAAAACGGGAAAGAAUCUGAGACAUCCCCUAAACCCGACGUCACUGUCACUCCUAAAGAAGAAACAACCCUGCAACCAGAGCCAACUGUCACCCCUAAAGAGGAGACAUCCCCUAAACCGUACCCCACUGUCACUCCUAAAGAGGAAACAUCCCCAAUACCAUUCCCGACUGUCGCCCCUAAAGAGGAAACAUCCCCUAAACCAGAUCUAGCAGUCACCCUAAAAGAACAAACCUCCCCAAAACCAGAACUCGCAGUCACCACUAAAGAAGAAACUUCCCCAAAACCAGAACUAGCAGUCACCACGAAAGAAGAAACUUCCCCUAAACCAGAACUAGCAGUCACCGCUAAAUUAGAAACUUCCCCAAAACCAGAACCAGCAGUCACCGCAAAAGAAGAAACUUCCCCAAAACCAGAACUAGAAGUCACCACUAAAAAAGAAAUGUCCCCAAAACCAGAACCAGUAGUCAUCCCAAAAGUAGAAACUUCCGGAAAACCAGAACUUGCAGUCACCCCUAAAGUAGAAACUUCCGCCAAACCAGACUCAACCAUCACCCCUAAAGAAGAAAUGUCCCCAAAACCAGAACUAGCAGUCACCCCUAAAGUAGAAUCUUCCCCUAAACCGGACCCCAUUGUCACCACUAAAGAGGAGGCCUCCCCUAAACCGUACCCCACUGUCACUCCUAAAGAAGAAACAACCCUGCAUCCAGAGCCAACUGUCACCGCAAAAGAGGAGACAUCACCACAACAGGAGCCAAUCGUUACCUCUAAAGAGGAGACAUCCCCUAAACUAUACCCCACUGUCACCACUAAAGAGGAAACAUCCCCAAAACCAUUCCCCACUGUCGCCCCUAAAGAAAAGACAUCCCCUAAACAAGAACUAGCAGUCACUGCUAAAGAAGAAACUUCCCCAAAACCAGAUCUAGCAGUCACCCCUAAAGAACAAACAUCCCCAAAACCAGACUCAACCAUCACCAAGAAAGAAGAAACUUACCCAAAACCAGAACCAGGAAUCACCCCUAAUGAAGAAACUUCCCCAAAACCAGAACUAGCAAUCACCACUAAAGAAGAAUCUACGCCAAAACCAGAACCAGCAGUCCCUCCUAAAAAUGAAACAUUCCCCACUGUCACUCCUAAAGAAGAAACUUCCCCAAAACCAGAACCAGCAGUCACCACUAUAAAAGAAACUUCCCCAAAACCAGAACCAGCAGUCACCCCUAAAGUAGAAACCUCUCCAAAACCAAAACCAGCAGUCACCCCUAAUGUAGAAAUUUCCCAAAAACCAGACAUCACUGUUACUCCUAAAGAAGAAACAACCCCAAAACCAGAACCAGCAGUCACCCCUAAAGUAGAAACCUCUCCAAAACCAAAACCAGCAGUCACCCCUAAUGUAGAAAUUUCCCAAAAACCAGACAUCACUGUUACUCCUAAAGAAGAAACAACCCCGCAACCAGAGCCAACUGUCACUCCUAAAGAGAAGACAUCCCCUAAACCGUACCCCACUGUCAACCCUAAAGAGGAGACAUCCCAGCAACAGGAGCCAACAGUCACCCCUAAAGAAGAAACAUCUCCUAAACUGUUCCCCACGGUUGCCCCUAAAGAGGAGAAAUCCCCUAAACCAGAACUAGCAGUCACCACUAAAGUAGAAACUGCCCCAAAACCAGAACUAGCAGUCACCACUAAAGUAGAAACUGCCCCAAAACCAGAACUAGCAGUCCCGAACAGAGAAGAAACUUCCCCAAAACCAGAACCAGCAGUCACCGCUAAAUUAGAAACUUCCCCAAAACCAGAACUAGCAGUCACGAACAGAGAAGAAACUUCCCCAAAACUAGAACCAGCAGUCACCGCUAAAGUAGAAACUUCCCCAAAACCAGAUCUAGCAGUCACGAACAAAGAAGAAACUUCCCCAAAGCCAGAACCAGCAGUCACCGCUAAAUUAGAAACUUCCCCAAAACCAGACCCAACCAUCACCCCCAAACAGGAAAUAUCCCCUAAACCAUACUCAACCCUCACCCCAGAAUCAACGACCAACCCUAAACCAUACUCAACCCUCACCCCAGAAUCAACGACCACCCCUAAACCAGACUCAACCCUCACCCCAGAAACAACGACCACCCCUACAGAAGAGAGUGAAACGAUGGGCAGUGGUGACAAAGCUAAGACAAUCACACCACCAGAGAAACAGAUGCCUGCAGUUGUAGAGAGCAAGGACUCACACAGGGGGGCGCCAGAAAGCAACACAACUCAGGAGAAACCAGAGGAAAGUAUGGACAAAGAGCCUGAGAAGGAACCCAAAGAUGGAACCCCAAAGACAGAGAGCGUGAAGACCAAGGCCUCUGAGUUAAAACCUGAACAUGUUGAGAUAUCUAUUACAAAGACAUCACCAGUGAAAGAACAGGAUGUAUCAGCCGUGGGUUUGAAAGAUCAGACAGUUGAUGAGAAGAUAACAGAACAGGUGCAAUUUUAAAUAGACGAGAACUGAUUUACAGGAGGUGAUGGAGAGAGCAAAGAUGACAAAACUGCGAACAGGACAAGCCGCUGAGUCAAUCGCAGCAAAGCAAGCUAAACCUAAAACUUGGGACUUAACCUCUUUAUAUAAUGACUAGAUUUAGAGGUCAGUAGAGGUUUUCUUUAAAACUGCAUGGUUAGUACAAGCCUUUAAAGCAAUAUGAGAACUGAUCCGCAGUAAAUAUUAACUGACACUUAAUAUGUAAAGUAUCAUGGUUCGUGACUGUCAAUUAUGACCAGGGCCGUAACUUUCACUGGAGAAAGGGGGGACAUGUCCCCCUCCCACAUUCUGAAAUAGUUUUUUUGUCCCCUCCGUUUCAACAUUGGAAUAUGUUACAAAACGAGGCAGUGGUGUGCUUUUGGACCAUGUGGAUGCCUCCAAGUGGUCGGGUAGGCUGUUUGGAGUGUUUAUCCGACUGGAUAUGAUUUUAUUUUUUACAAUAAUAAUAACACUGCCCCACUUCUAAAACCAAAGAUGCGCCCCUGAUUAUGAGGCACAAUUAAUGAACUCCUGCAAGAGAGAUGUACUGUAAUAUUGAAUGUAACAAAUCAAAAGCUGUAUUUUGCUGUAUCUAUUUACUUCUCACUAAUGGAUGAUAAUAUGCAUAGGGAUGAUAAUGAGAAUGGUUGAUAAUGUGAUAUGAUCAUGCCUGAAUAUGCUGAGCAAUAAAUGAUAUUUGAAGAGCACUUCUGUUUCCAGCUAUUCUUACAUACUGUGCUGUAUUUCACCUGAUAAGAUGGCAUCACAUAUAGAAUUUCUCAAAAUUUCUUCCCGAUGCAGAAGCUAGGUGAAAUCCAACAGCA
Messenger RNA from Oncorhynchus keta (chum salmon), 5772 nucleotides. Its product is annotated as neurofilament heavy polypeptide-like. Gene Ontology annotation, cellular component: axon; postsynaptic intermediate filament cytoskeleton; intermediate filament. The transcript is spliced from 3 exons. The record is from RefSeq and is a predicted model, not a curated record. Gene Ontology annotation, biological process: neurofilament bundle assembly. Bases 149 to 4927 code for a protein of 1592 amino acids. Lineage: Eukaryota; Metazoa; Chordata; Actinopteri; Salmoniformes; Salmonidae. Gene Ontology annotation, molecular function: structural constituent of cytoskeleton.